This is a messenger RNA of Juglans regia (Persian walnut), 2372 nucleotides long. Its product is annotated as protein WEAK CHLOROPLAST MOVEMENT UNDER BLUE LIGHT-like 1. Lineage: Eukaryota; Viridiplantae; Streptophyta; Magnoliopsida; Fagales; Juglandaceae. Bases 447 to 2219 code for a protein of 590 amino acids. The record is from RefSeq and is a predicted model, not a curated record. The transcript has 3 exons.
GAGAGAGAGAGAGAGAGAAUCGCUCAGUGUCUUCAAAACUGAGAAGCAACAAUGGCCGGAGGAACACAAAAAGCCAGAAACAUUAACGAAAAUAAAGUCCGUGAAAUCCUAGGAACCAGAACUACUAGAAUUGGAAUGUGUCGAUCCCUUCGAGGUUCAUGUCCAUCGAUCGUUCCUUACCUUCUAACCCCCAUGGACCCUUCGAUUCUGACAAUAUUCACCGCCUCGAUUCCUCCCAAAAACAAAAAAAAAAACAACCACGAAGCAGAUAAAGUGGCAGUUUAAGAAUACAGUGGUUCAUUCUAGGAAACAUCAUCACUCCUCGCUUCCCCAAUCGCGUUUUCUCCGCAUCCUCCCUUCGUUUUCUCAGAAAGUCGGUUGGCCGGAAUUCCAGAUUGCGUUGCAGAGUUUGGGAGAGUGCUACUCAUUUUCUUAAUAUUGUUAUUAUGGGUGAGAUUGAUACCAAGCCUAUAGAACCAGUCCAAGUUGCUCUCUCCUUGUUUGGGGAGAAAAGUGAUCAGAGGAAAUCUUGGUGUACCAGCAGCGAUAGGGAAUGUGAGAACAAGAAAGAGCAUGAAGAGCUGUUAAAGGAUCUGGCCAAUUACAAGGUGCAACUGGAAGCCAAGGACACUGCCUACAAGCAAGCUCUUCUUAAGCUCGAACAGCACCAGAAGUCAGCUGAUGAACUUUCUAUCGUGCUGAAAAAUACAGAGAUUGAGAGAGAUAUUCUCAUUCAUGAAUGUGGAGAGGCUAGAACUCGAGUAGGUGAACUUGAUUCCAAGAUAAAGGAGAAGGAUGAUCAACUAUUGGAAACUAUAAAGACUCGAGAGCAACUUACACAUGCUCUUAGCGAGUUAAAGGCCACACAAGGAGAACUGCUCAGCAUGGAAACAGAACUUGCUCUUGCCAGAGAUUCUAACCGGGAGGCCAUGACACAAGCAGAACUGAUGGAGACCGCUGCCAACAUGGAAAAGGAAAAGACACAAGAGCUUUUAAGACGUGUCUCAGAGCUCACCGAAGCUAUUGCUAUGUCAAGACUUGCUGCUGUCGAAGCAGAGAAAGAAAAGCUUUCACUAUUGUCUGAGAAAGAUGCUGAGAUAGAGUUAGCAACAGCAGCGGCAGUUCAAGCACAGGUGACCUUGGAAGAUAUGAUAAAACAGGUAAAAAUGAUGGAUGAAUUGGAAAAUCAGCUCAUGACCAAGUCUGUAUUUAUUGAUAUGCUUCAGUUGCAACUUAAGCAAGCAAAUGAACUACUUAGUUCAUCUGAAAAAACUGCAUCUGAUGCCAUAAAAGAUUUGAAUGAGCUUCAAGCAGAUCUGGAAGUCAAGGAGAGAAAAAGUUUGGAUCGAUCAGCCUACAUUGAGGCAUUAGAAAUGGAACUAAAUCAGUUAAAGCUAGAGCUUCACAAUUCAAAGGAGGAGGCAUGCCGCUUGAACUGUGUUGCUGAAACACUUACACGUGAGUUGCUGGAGGUCAAGACUAAUAUGGAUGAGAUUAGGUCAAGAGAAACAAAAGCAGAAAUAGAGGUGGCACUGCUGAAAGCUGAGCUUCACAAAGGGAAGUCCAAAAUUGCAGCAGCAGAAGCUGCAGAAGCAAGAGCUGAGAGUGUUAAAUCUGGGCUAUAUCUUGCAGUUCAGCAACUAGCUGUAGAAGCACAGGAAGCAAAGAAGGAAAAUCAAGGAGAUCAUCUGGCUGAAGAAGCUGAAAACUCUGUUCUUGUCAACUUCCAAUCUGAAAGGGCUUUCCAAGAUGUAGAACCUUCCCAAAUUGAUGAGUUGAAAACAGAAGAAGAAGGGAAGAGAGAUGAGGAUGAUAGCCACAUAACAAUUUCACUGAAAGAAUAUGAGUCCCUUAUUAAAAAGGCCGAGAAAGCUAAUUACAUGCAUGUUGUAGUAGGGGAAAAUGCAGGUCAAUUAACUUUGCAUGAAAAUAAGUACGAAUUGGAGAAUUUGAAGAAAGAAUUAGAAGUUGCAAUGGUGAAAGUUGGGGAGUUCAGGACUCGUGCAGAACAGGCUGUCAGCAGAGCUGAGUUAGCUGAGAAAGCUAAACUUGCAAUUGAGGAUCAGCUAAGGAGGUGGCGAGAGCAUAAGCAACGGAGAAAGGCUGCUCUAGCUGCACUCCGGGAGGAAUCUGCUCCUAAAGAAUUUUACCCUCCUCAAUAUGACAGGCCACCUACAACAUAUCAGCCUCUGGGUAAGGUUCUGAACAUGGAAUUUUAGCGAUAAAAGUUCUUCUAGAGUUUGGUUCAAUUAAUAUAUUUGCCAAUGGUGCAUCCUGGACAAAGAUUGAUUAUCUGAAGUGAUUUGUAUAAAUUGAUUGUAUAAACGAUUGUAGUUUUAUAUUCUAUAUUUAUGAUGCAGUAAAUGUUUGCA